Colletotrichum scovillei is the source of this 1164-nucleotide messenger RNA. Its product is annotated as S-adenosylmethionine-dependent methyltransferase. Lineage: Eukaryota; Fungi; Ascomycota; Sordariomycetes; Glomerellales; Glomerellaceae. The record is from RefSeq and is a predicted model, not a curated record. The transcript is spliced from 2 exons. Gene Ontology annotation, cellular component: cytoplasm. The coding region runs from base 349 to 1164 and encodes 271 amino acids. Gene Ontology annotation, molecular function: protein-lysine N-methyltransferase activity. Gene Ontology annotation, biological process: peptidyl-lysine dimethylation; peptidyl-lysine monomethylation.
UGCCAGAUGCCAUAACCUUUGGCCCUACAGCAGCUUUCCGACUCAACCCCUCCAUUGCCAGGGCAAGGAUCCCUAGCACCUCCGAGCCAGAACAGAACAGUGACCAGGCAAGGAAGUGGGGGUUGUCCCACCCGCCAGUCAAAAGAGCCUCACCGCCUUCCAAUCCGGGUUGACAACGGCACAACACCCCGCCAAACUUCUUUUCGCGAUGGCAUCAAAUUCGGAUCCAAAGUAUCGGGUUGAAGGCUAGCUGAUGAUUGUCCAUUUUCUCGGCACAAAGAACUCGUCCUUUCACCAAGCUACUAUACUACUUCUCGAACUCCGGUUCUGACAACUACUGCACCCAAAAUGGCAUCUACCCCAGCACACCUGGAGCCCUCCAAGCUCGGAACAAAAGAAUACUGGGCCUCCCUCUACACGACCGAACUCACAAACAACGCCCAGAACCCAGAAGACCGCGGCACGGUCUGGUUCGACGACUCGGACGCCGAGUCAAAGCUCCUGACCUACCUCGAGGACCUCACCGAGUCCGCCCCCUUCGACCACUCCCUCCGCCAAACCGACGCCACCUUCCUCGACCUCGGCUGCGGCAACGGCUCCCUCCUCUUCGCCCUCCGCGACGAGGGCUGGGCCGGCCGCGCCCUCGGCGUCGACUACGCCCCGCAGAGCGUCGAGCUGGCGCGCCGCAUCGCGGCGCAGAGACAGCAAGCUGCCGCCAAGGAGGAUGAGGACAUGUCCGACGCACCCGCCGGGGACGAAGACGACGAGGCAGACGCCAGAGAGCCAGAUUUCGAAGAGUGGGAUGUCCUGAACGGACCCUGGGAAACCGUGCUCAACGGGCCCCAAAAAGACGGUUGGGACGUCGUCCUCGACAAGGGCACCUUUGACGCAAUCUGCCUCAGCGACGAAAAGGACGCGCAGGGCAGGCGCAUCUGCGAGGGAUACAGAGGCCGCGCGCUCCGCCUCGUCAAGCCCGGUGGCCUGCUUCUCAUCACAAGCUGUAACUGGACAGAGGAGGAGCUCAGGAAAUGGUUCGAGGGCCCUUCCAAUGAGGGAGAUGCGGGCAAGUUUAUUGCUGUGGGCAAGGUGGAUUACCCUAGCUUCACCUUUGGCGGAGCCAAGGGCCAGACCAUCAGCAGUUUGUGCUUCCAGAGGCAGGCAUAG